GUGGCAGGAUCACGUCAGUUCCUUUCAAGCCAGGCGUUUGGGUGGCUGGUCCCCACGCGCCUUCAACAUGCGUAUCGAGAAGUGUUAUUUCUGUUCGGGGCCCAUAUACCCCGGCCACGGCAUGAUGUUCGUCCGCAACGAUUGCAAGGUGUUCAGAUUCUGUAAAUCCAAGUGUCAUAAAAACUUUAAAAAGAAGCGCAACCCUCGCAAGGUCAGGUGGACUAAAGCAUUCCGUAAAGCAGCUGGUAAAGAGCUUACAGUGGAUAAUUCAUUUGAAUUUGAAAAACGUAGAAAUGAACCUGUCAAGUACCAGCGAGAGUUGUGGAAUAAAACUAUUGAUGCAAUGAGGAGAGUCGAAGAGAUCAAACAGAAGCGACAAGCUAAAUUUAUAAUGAACAGGUUAAAGAAAAAUAAAGAACUACAGAAAGUUCAGGACAUUAAAGAAGUCAAACAAAACAUUCAUCUCAUCCGGGCCCCUGUUGCAUGCCAAGGAAAGCAGCUGGAAGACAAAAUGGUACAGAAAUUACAACAGGAUGUGGACAUGGAAGUUGUUUCUGAAAAUCUUUAACUGUCUGUAACCAUUCUUAUGAGUGCAUUGGAAAAUCUCCUUUAGAGACUUAGAACAUUUGAAUUUGAUUUUUUUACAUAAGGUGACUCAAAUGAAAAGGUGACUAAAACACAUCUCUUCUACG
Hipposideros armiger (great roundleaf bat) is the source of this 692-nucleotide messenger RNA. RefSeq names its product ribosomal L24 domain containing 1 (gene RSL24D1). Gene Ontology annotation, biological process: ribosomal large subunit biogenesis. Gene Ontology annotation, molecular function: structural constituent of ribosome. The record is from RefSeq and is a predicted model, not a curated record. The coding region runs from base 68 to 568 and encodes 166 amino acids. The transcript is spliced from 6 exons. Lineage: Eukaryota; Metazoa; Chordata; Mammalia; Chiroptera; Hipposideridae. Gene Ontology annotation, cellular component: nucleolus.